GAGGUAUGUGCGAAGCCCACUUGUGUAUAUAAAGACGAUGCUCGACCGUGUAAGGAACUGAAACUGUUCACGAGAUCGUUGUUUCAGGAACAAAUUAUCGUCUGCCGGGAGGAAACAUAAAAAAGCGCGCGAAUUUCAAGUGACACAUUCCAUUAUCAACAGAACUGUGAUCGCAACUUUGUUCCUUGUUUUGCGUUUUUUUGCCAAUAGAACAGGUGCAUUGAGAAAGCGAGGAUAAGGUCGACUUACCGAAGAGCAUCAGUCGCAGGCAAAAUGGCUAGUAGCCAACCUUAUCUAGGUACAUGUGCCAAGUGUUUGGGAGUUAUUUCCGAAAAAGGAUGCGUAGCAGAAAAACUCAACUAUCAUCAGAAAUGCUUCGUAUGCUCCCUGUGUAGUAAAGAGUUGUAUGGAAACCCUUACUACACUAUGAAUGGAAAAGCUUAUUGCGAAGAAGAUUAUCUGAACAAAUUGGACAAAUGUGCUACUUGCAAACAACCAAUUCUAGAGAAAGUUCUGAAGGCGGAGGGUCACAAAUUCCAUCCGGGGUGUUUCCGCUGUUCUGCGUGCAAGAAAUGUCUGGACGGCGUCCCUUUCAGUGUAGAUCCGCAGACCAACAACGUCCUGUGCAUGGAUGAUUACAAAAAGAAAGUAGCUCCCCAGUGUGCCAGAUGUAAAAAACCGAUUGCUCCACCAUCUUACUCUAAUGAAGUCACUCGUGUUCUGGCUAUGGGAAAAAGUUUUCAUACCAUGUGCUACAGAUGCGAAGAUUGUGGUCUGCCAUUGUCUUCCAACAGCGACGGAAGAGGCUGCUAUCCUCUCAAUGAUCGAUUAUAUUGCUUUGACUGCCAUAAAAGAAGAGUUCCAAACGUUGCCAAAAUGCAGACGGGGAAAAAAUAAGACCAACGGAAAGUUGAAAAUUUUUGUUCCGGAAAAACAGAAUGAAACAUAAAUUUGUAAUCCAAAUUUGCAAGAUGAAUACUUAAAACUUGAUGAAGUUUACGACUGUAAUUCUUUUAGAAAUAAUCAUCUGGAGCAACUUCGUUUUAUGGCUCUCCUAAGUGAUUAAGUGGAGGUAUUUUUUCCAUGUGUAAUAAAUCAUGUAAUCAUCUUCUAUUUAUAAAAAUAAUCCGAAUCUGCUUUUACAUAAGAACCCUUAGUUUCACUCAAUUGAACAUGUGGUUUAAGAUUUCAAAAUACUUAAGUUGAUGGCAUUACAAUCAACGUACUUCAAAUUCUGUCAAUUAAAAAAAAAAUUGAUAACAGGGGUGCCCAUUCUCCAAAGGUGAUAGACCCCCCCCCCCCCCCUCAACAAACGAGAACGUUGAAGCUCUUAAUACUUAAGUUGAUGGCAUUACAAUCAACGUAUUUCAAAUUCUGUCAAUUAAAAAAAAAAACUGAUAACGGGGGUGCCCAUUGUCCAAAGGUGAUAGACUCCCCCCCCCCCCGCAACAAACAAGAACGAAAACCCUCUAACGUCGAUCUCCCCUCGUGAGCAUCCCUGUCAAUUAUGCGAAGCGAUCACUAUGCAUCAUUUCGAGAGGCGGAAAAAACCAACCUCAAGUGAAUUAACUCCAAAAAGUUCUUCAAAUACUAAAAUGUAAAAUCUUGCCGACGGUUUUCUACAGUCCAGAAACAAUACGCCAAUUGUGGAAAAAUUUAAAAAAUAAAUUAAAAAAAAAGACACUCUGCAUUUCUAUUUUUACUUCCUUUUUACAAAAAAGGAAGUAUUGUAUUCGCAAAAAAAAUUUCACUCAAAAACCGACCUUAAUUUCCAUUUUACUCACCCCCGAAUGAAUAUUAAGUUUUUUUUUCGACUCGACCACACGUGGAUAAGUGCCUAAGAACGUACAGACAUGCGAAAUAUCCAUAAUGACGAUUCCCGAGUUAAUUAUAACUAAUUUUCUCGUGACGUAUGUUAUGUGCGUAUGUAUGUCGCAUAUUUCAAGGAUGGCAAGUCCUAGAAAGUUGAAAUUCGGUACGUAGACUCCUAGUGGGGUCUAGUUGUGCACUUCCCCUUUUGGUUGCAUUCGGGUGUUUCUAAAGGGAUCUUUUGCCCCUUUUUGGGAGGAAAUCAUUGUUAAUUUCGAUGUAAACUCAAGUGGUGUUUUAAUUUGGCGGACACUUGACGAUAUAUCGCCAGUCUUUUGGUCGCCAAUUUGGCGACAAAUUUGGCAAUUUUUUUUUUUUAAAUCUGUUUCAGUUUUGCCACUGUUGGUGAUAUUUGGAGAGUAAAUUAUUGAAUCACAUUAAAAUUGCCAGUAAUGGGGCAAUGACAUUAAAUUGGAGUAAAAGGAAGUCAUGUGAUUCACACAUCAUCUCGUUCUUUAAGGUUUGUUGUUCUAAGGGCUUGAAGUGAGACCUCAAAUUGUAAAAAUUUUCAGGGUCGUCAAGAUUUUACAAUUGUACUACAAAGAUAAACUAACAGUCAUUAUGGAGGAGAUCUUUACUAAGAUCAAAAAAGAUUACACUGACUAGGCUUGGACAAAACUGCUUUUAUUUAACCCAGAAAAAUAACAUACUUAGAUUAAGAAUUGUUUAAAUGUUUAUUUUAUAGGCUUUUUGACUUUGUCAUCCACAUAAAAAACCUGCAUUAUAAUACAAUUCAGUUUUUUUUUUCAGUAGGUUUUUACGUUACAAAAAUAAGAAGUUCGUACAUUACAUUCUACAUUUCAAAGAGAAUUGAACUUUUUUGCUUCUUUUUACAAAAAAGGAAGUAUUGUAUUCACGAAAAAAUUUUCACUCAAAAAUCGAACUUAAUUUCCAUUUUGUUCAUCCCCGAAUGAAUGUUGAGUUUUUUUUUCGACCCGACCACACGUGCAUAUAAUACGUAAGAACGUAUAGACGUCCGAAAUAUCCACGAUUCCCGAGUUAAUUACAACGAGUUUUCUCGUAACGUCUGUAUGUACGUAUGUAUGUCGCAUAACUCAAGAACGCUAGGUCCUAGAAAGUUGAAAUUUGGUACUUAAGACUCCUACUGGGGUCUAGUUGCGCACCUCCCCUUUUGGUUGCAUUCGGAUACUUCAAAAGGGGUCUUUUAAACAGGGGUAGAAGUGACCGACUUGUAACAUAUAGGACAUUUUCUACAAAAAAUAUAGGACACAUUAUAUGAAUAAUUUUGCUAUGAAAAAAGAAAUAAUACAUAUCACAUAUUUAGUUAUUCUUAUCAAUGAUUUUAUUUUAAAAAAACCUCAAAAACAAAAUUAUACCUUACAUCUGAAAUGACUUCCCUGUAGUUGAAAGAAUAAUUUUUGAAAAAACAGUGUACUUUAUAAACUAAAUAACUAAACAAAAUAUGAACAAAGAUAAUUUUUAUUUUUUCUACCUCACUCAUGACAUGACCCAAGCACUAAUUCCACUGUUCUUUAAUUUUAUAUCUAAACUGAACACUUUACCACUUGUAUUAAGAACAAACAGAGCUUGAGAAGGAUCCUUCAGACGUUUUUCAGAGUUUUCUUUAUGCUUGAAUGUUUUAGCAUGCUGCCUCAUUUGCGAAAAUCCACUAUUGCUUAUGGGCACUGAACAGUUGCAAAAAUGGCAAAAAGCGGUAAAAUCAUCUUUUCCUUUAGUGCACCAUGCACCAAAAUUUGUAGAAUUAAUGUCCUCCUGGUUACACAACUUCACACGAAAUUUUGUUAAGCGAUGCGAUUUCACCAUUAUAAUUCCACUUAUACAACAAAGUUACGUUUUAACAUCAUAAGGAACUAACAUUCCACGAUCCCAAAAUUCCACAAAAAGAAAAGAUUGCAAAAAGAAAAUCAGAAAAGGUGCCUGUUGCAGAAUUUAGUCAGUUAAGUUUUUAAUUUGAAAUUCGUUUGGGCACGUACUUUGAGCGAAAAAUCCGAUGUCAAAAAGUUUAUUUACUGCUCUUUUUAAAAGAUAUAUAGGGUAAAAAACGGGAAUAUAGGAAAUAAAGGACAUUUUUGAAAAAUAUAGGACGAUUUUGAUGCUUUUUUUGAAAAUAUAGGAAAUAAAGGAUAUAUAGGACUACUUCGACCCCUGUUUAAACCUUUUUGGAGGGAAAUCCCCAAAAAACUCUAUAUUUAAUAUCAAUGCAAACUCAAGUGGUGUUAUAAUUUGGCGGACACUUGGCGAUACACAUCGCCAGGCUUUUGGUCGCAGACUUAGCGACAAAUUUGGCGAUUUUUUAAAAAAAAUCUGGUUUCAAUUUGGCCACUGUUGGUGAUAUUUAGAGUUAACUAUUGAAUUACACUAAAAUAGCCAAUAAUGGAGAAAUAACAUUAAAUUGGUGUAAAAGAGUGUCAUGUGAUGCACACAUCAGCUCGUUUUCUUUAUAUUUAAUGAAUUAGAAGGCUACAUGAAUAAUCAUACUUGCAAAAAAAUAUAAUGAAAAUUUUUGGGUUCAAAUACACUUUACCCAUGUACAUUGCUGGUUAUGUAACAGUGAAAAUAGACUUCAUAUAGCUUGUAUUAUUUAUUUUUAUUAUUAAAUCAAUAAAGCAUGUGUUAAAAUGAAA
This is a messenger RNA of Uloborus diversus, 4475 nucleotides long. Its product is annotated as Wilms tumor protein 1-interacting protein-like. Gene Ontology annotation, biological process: cell-cell adhesion. The transcript is spliced from 8 exons. The coding region runs from base 274 to 897 and encodes 207 amino acids. Gene Ontology annotation, cellular component: stress fiber; focal adhesion. The record is from RefSeq and is a predicted model, not a curated record. NCBI's taxonomy places the organism in Eukaryota, Metazoa, Arthropoda, Arachnida, Araneae, Uloboridae.